AUGUAACAAGCCAAAAAAAAAAAAGCAUCAGGAAAAUGUGAUUCACUGCUUAGCAGCAUCCAAGGUUGCGUAUUUCAUCCUGCUCUUGUGAUAAGAAUGGACACUAAAGCCAAGUGAACAGGCGUUUGCUUCCUCUUGAGACACAUACAACGUUUGUUCCUCGCCUCUUUGUGGAUUGAAUUGAUUCUGAAAAUCACAUUUCUGUUGGAUAUUUUUUUGCCUUGAGAGAACUCAGACCGUUGGAAUCCCCAAAGGACAGGAGACAGAUCAAAAUAGACUGAGAAAGGAAAAAAAAAGUUCUCGACGAUGAAUUUUAAGCUCAGGCUACGCAUCCUUCUCUUGCUCCCUGUGUACCUCUUGAUCAAUGUGUACAGUACCCUUGUAUUCAUACCAUGGUAUUUUCUUACCAAUGCAAAGAAGAAAAAAGCAAUGGCAAAGCGUUUAAAAGCUAGGCCCGUCUCGGAGAACCCCGGAAGCCCGUACCGCUCAAUUUCACAUAUUGAGUCACUAGCCACCAUAGACUUUCCAGGAGCGGACACGCUGGAUAAACUGUUUGACUACGCCGUAACAAGGUUUGGGAAAAAGGACUGCCUUGGAACCAGAGAGAUCCUGAGUGAAGAGAACGAAAUGCAGCCCAAUGGAAAAGUAUUCAAAAAGUUGAUCCUUGGAAGUUAUCGGUGGCUAAACUAUGAAGACAUGAACCAGAAACUGAACCACUUGGGCAGCGGUCUUGCGGCACUUGGGUUAAAGCCAAAGAGCACGGUUGCUAUCUUCUGUGAAACCCGAGCCGAAUGGAUACUUGCAGCCCAAACCUGUUUCCGAUAUAACUUUCCUCUGGUUACAUUAUAUGCGACCCUUGGAGAAGAAGCAGUAACCUAUGGCCUGAAUGAAUCUGGGGCAUCGUAUCUGAUCACUAGUGCAGACCUUUUGGAAGGCAAACUGAAGAACGUAUUGUCAGAAAUCCACAACCUCAGACAUAUUAUUUAUGUGGAUAAUAAGAUCAUCAACACAUCAGACUAUCCGAAAAGACUGGAGAUUCAUAGUAUGCAAGCAGUAGAAGAGCUGGGAGCCAAAUCAGAAAAUUUAAGCACCCCACCAAGUAGACCUGUUCCAACAGACAUGGCCUUAGUCAUGUAUACAAGCGGCUCCACUGGGAGGCCUAAAGGAGUGAUGAUGAUGCAUAAAAACCUCAUAGCUGGAAUGACUGGACAGUGUGAGCGGAUACCUGGACUAGGACCCAAAGACACAUACAUUGGCUACUUGCCUCUGGCACAUGUAUUAGAACUGACAGCAGAGAUUUCCUGUAUUACUUACGGCUGUCGGAUUGGCUACUCCUCUCCUCUCACGCUUUCAGACCAGUCAAGUAAAAUUAAAAAGGGAAGCAAAGGAGAUUGUACCGUUCUGAAGCCCACCUUGAUGGCAGCUGUGCCUGAAAUUAUGGAUCGAAUUUAUAAAAAUGUUAUGAGUAAAGUCCAAGAGAUGAACUACAUCCAGAAAACACUGUUUAAAAUAGGCUAUGACUACAAACUGGAACAAAUUAAACGGGGAUAUGAUGCACCACUCUGCAACUUGCUGUUGUUUAAGAAGGUGAAAGCCUUGCUAGGAGGGAAUGUCCGCAUGAUGCUUUCGGGAGGAGCACCCCUCUCUCCUCAGACGCAAAGGUUCAUGAAUAUCUGCUUCUGCUGCCCCGUCGGUCAAGGCUAUGGGCUCACGGAGACCUGUGGGGCAGGGACAAUUACGGAAGUGUCUGACUACAGUACUGGCAGAGUAGGGGCGCCUCUAAUCUGCUGUGAGAUUAAACUCAGAGAUUGGCAAGAAGGAGGCUACACAAGUAGAGACCAGCCCAACCCGAGGGGAGAGAUCAUCAUUGGUGGGCCUAACGUCUCCAUGGGAUACUUCAGGAACGAGGAGAAAACGGCAGAAGAUUUUAUCGCUGACAAAAAUGGCCAGUACUGGUUUUGUACUGGAGACAUCGGGGAGUUUCAUCCUGAUGGCUGUCUACAAAUCAUAGAUCGCAAAAAAGACUUGGUAAAAUUGCAGGCCGGAGAAUACGUAUCACUUGGCAAAGUGGAGGCUGCCCUGAAGAACUGUCCCUUUAUUGACAACAUCUGUGCUUAUGCCAAAAGUGACCAGUCGUAUGUCAUCAGUUUUGUGGUUCCCAACCAGAAGAAGUUGACGGCUCUUGCGGAACAGAGGGGAGUGACCGGCAGCUGGGUGGACAUCUGCAACAAUCCCCUCAUGGAGGCAGAAGUCCUGAAGGAGAUUAAAGAAAUGGCAAACAAAAUGAAACUGGAGAGAUUUGAGAUCCCAGUCAAGGUGCGCUUAAGCCCUGAACCUUGGACCCCGGAGACAGGCCUCGUGACGGACGCUUUCAAGCUGAAGAGGAAAGAGCUGAAGAACCAUUACCUCAACGACAUUGAGCGAAUGUAUGGGGGGAAAUAGCCUCCCAAGCCGCUUUGAAGUCAGAAACAGGUCAGGAUUCCUCCUGAAAGACAUUAUUCCUUCAAAUGUGGCAUUUUUUUCUUGUGGCCCUGGUGGCAGGCAACACCCUGCUGGAAAGGAGGAAGUAACAGAGCCACGCGUCUUCAAGAUGCUGUCAAAGCGAGUGACCACUGCCAUCGUUUCAUGCGAUCACCUCCCGUCCUGGACGGCCGUGGUCACACGAAACUCCCUCAUUGGAUCAACCACAGUUUCUGCCUUUAUAUUCUGGCGUCUUACCCGUGAGGAGUUAGAUCAUCUAAUUCCAAUAUGAUGCGUUGUUGUUGUUGUUUUGGGGUUUUUUUUAAUGGAGGAAAGACAAGAUAGUCUUUAAUGUAUAUAUGGGGAAGAAGUGAAGGAAACGGUAGGCCAGGCUUUGUCCUUUUCAGAAUGCUGCUCAGAAAUUGACAAUCUCAGGUCCUUUGCCAGGAGAAUAUCUUUUUUUUAUUGUCACAGAGAAAAAGAAAAAAAGUUGUCUUCUGAAAUGUUGCUUCCACAGAGCCAAAAACUGACAGACCAACACACAACACGUUAAUUUCUGUAAUGGAAACCCCAUAGCAAGUUCUAAUAGAAUACACACAAUGCGCAGUAUCUUAAGCUGCUAAAGAGGACCUUCUGGCUGUGUGGAAGUAUUCCUGUGGUACUUUGAGAGCGUUUAGAGCCCAGUUCUAGUUAUUUCUUAUUUAACACCGAAGAGGUAGAAGUGCAGCCUUUAAUGCCAGUAUUUUUCUUCUCUAAUCUCUCCUGCCAUUCACUUGAGCACAGGCCACAUCUUUCCUUCACUUUUAACAGCCCACUAAUUCAACAUGGAAGGGACAAGUGAUGGAUUGCAUGUGUUUUUCAUUAUUCCAGGUAUUAAAAGUGCCUAAAAGAGAGACAAGUACACUUACAAAGAACAGAGCUGAAGUUAAAAAGAUCUGUCAACCACAUCCAACUCACCCGUAUCUUGCACUUUUGACACUGCCAUUUGGAUUAUUUUUCUUACUCCAAAAGGGUUUAAAAUCAUUUAGCGGUUGUUGCCAUCACCGACACUGCUGUGGCUUGUAAUAGUAAGGCUAGGACAGUUUUCAGAUCCUUUUCUGUACUGUCUUUCAAAGCAGGUCAGCUGAUGGGUAAAGAAGUUUAUGAAUUUUCUCUGUUCAUGCACACUUGUUCUUCUCGAGUGUGACUUUCCUUAUCUCUGCCUCUCUUCCUCCAAGCCCAUCCACUGUUGGAAUUAGAAGUCUUCUAUUCUGUUUUUGUACUCUGAAAGGGGCAUUUUCUCUAUUUAUCUCUUUAAAUGUGUCACACGAAACAAAGUCACACGUGAAAACUGUAUUUCUUUCCUUGAUGUGUGAUGAACGUGACUUUCGAAGGUUUAACUGGCUUGCCAAAAGGGAAAAAGUCUGUAUUUAAAACUUUUGUCUUUUUUAUUUGAUUGUUUAUUUGUGAACAUGUUUAUUUAAAAAAAACUGGAAAACUA
Anolis carolinensis (green anole) is the source of this 3940-nucleotide messenger RNA. RefSeq names its product acyl-CoA synthetase long chain family member 4 (gene acsl4). Gene Ontology annotation, molecular function: arachidonate-CoA ligase activity. Lineage: Eukaryota; Metazoa; Chordata; Lepidosauria; Squamata; Anolidae. Gene Ontology annotation, biological process: neuron differentiation; long-chain fatty acid metabolic process; long-chain fatty-acyl-CoA metabolic process. The record is from RefSeq and is a predicted model, not a curated record. Gene Ontology annotation, cellular component: lipid droplet; plasma membrane; endoplasmic reticulum. Bases 307 to 2442 code for a protein of 711 amino acids. The transcript has 16 exons.